Molecule: messenger RNA, 1573 nt
Organism: Spea bombifrons (plains spadefoot toad)
Lineage: Eukaryota; Metazoa; Chordata; Amphibia; Anura; Pelobatidae
Gene: PAK1IP1
Product: PAK1 interacting protein 1
Exons: 10
Coding region: 3-1175 (390 amino acids)
Molecular function (GO): protein binding
Source: RefSeq, a predicted model, not a curated record
UAAUGACAGCUGCGAGGACCCUUGGACUUCCAUGCAUGUCUGUUUUGAAUGCACAUGUUGCUGCGAUGAGCGACACGGAGAAUUGCAUGGAGAUAGUGGUGGGGUGUUACGAGCAGAUACUGUUUGGAUAUAAAGUACAGCAACAAGGGGAGCAAUGGUUGGCCACAGCCGAUUUCACACAUCACGCGCACACUGCUUCCCUGUCUGCGGUGGCUGUAAAUAACAGGUUUGUGGCCACUGGAAGCAAAGAUGAAACCAUCCAAAUUUAUGACAUGAAGAAGAAAGUUGAACACGGAUCCUUGUUGCAUCACAACGGUACAAUCACAUGCUUGGAGUUCUAUGGUAACACGCACCUACUGAGCGGGGCUGAGGAUGGCUUGAUUUGUGUUUGGAACACUAAGAAGUGGGAAUGCCAGCAUUCAUUCAAAGCUCACAAGGGACAUGUGCUGUCUCUUUCUAUUCACCCUUCAGGAAAGUUAGCAUUAUCCGUUGGAACAGAUAAAACCUUACGAACAUGGAAUCUAGUUGAAGGCCGUUCUGCUUUUAUUAAGAACAUCAAACAAAAUGCACACAUAGUUCAGUGGUCUCCCAGUGGAGAGAAAUACGCAGUAGUAAUGCAUGAUAAACUGGACAUGUACAAACUGGAAACUGCAUCAGUCAUUGGCACCAUUAGUAAUCCCAAAAGAAUCUCAUCAAUAGGUUUCAUUACGGAAACACUUUUAGCUGUGGCAGGAGAUGAAGAGGUGAUCAGAUUGUAUGACACAGACUCGCAAAAAUGUCUGUGUGAGUUUAAAGCUCACGAAAAUAGGGUGAAGAAUCUGUAUAUGUUUCAGUUUGAAGGCUCUCCAGUGCUUGUGUCUUCAUCUAGCGAUGGUUAUGUUAAGAUGUGGAAAAUGGAUACCGAUGAGGUGCAGACUCCCCCACCAAUGCUUUGUGAAGUAAGCACAUCAGCAAGGCUUACAUGUGUUUCAGUGUGGCUGCCCAGGGCAGAUAAAAAGGAAAGUCCCAGCAAAGAUACCACUUCUCCUGCCGAUUCUGAAAGUCCCAAGAAGAAAACAAAGAUCCAAAGAGAGAGAACAGAGGAGACGGAUGAACCGGAAACACAAGUUGUACAAAAAAAGAGAAAGGUCGGAAAUAAGCAAAAGAAGAAGAAAGAGCAGCAAAGCAAGGACUGAUCUUCCAUUUCACUCUACCAAUUACAACGAAAUCAGUUUAACACAAGAGUUUGAGGCAGAACCGUUCACAAUUGUUUUCUGACUAGAAUAUAAUUGUAGAAAAUGUGUUGAGGGAUUACUGAUAAAGAUCUUGUGUACAACACCACACCAUGUGUGCAGUGCUCAAAUAUACAUAGUGUCUGUCCUGAGCCUCUUUGUUACUAAAACACAUGGAUCUUUGUCAAUCAUUCUUCUUUGGCCCAAAGCUCCACUGGGCUUUUCCUGAGUUAAAACAUAUUCUGGUUUGGCAUCUGGUAGACAGAUUAUCCACACUUUAUAAAUGUUAUAUAUUUUUGUAACGUCAACUAGAGCAAACUGUGUAUUUAAGUUAUGGAAAUAAAACAUCAGCUUCCAGGAGA